This is a messenger RNA of Parnassius apollo (apollo), 2649 nucleotides long. Lineage: Eukaryota; Metazoa; Arthropoda; Insecta; Lepidoptera; Papilionidae. The record is from the annotation of a GenBank genome assembly.
AUGAGCGAGAAUUUAGGACUCAGUUCAAAAAUAAUGGAAUCUACUAAAAAGAAAUACGCAAGAUUCCGUUAUACUCAACAACAGUUAGAGGAGGCUCUUACCCGUAUAACAAAUAACGAUUUGUCUAUUAAUAAAGCCAGCAAAAUAUACGACAUACCCAAAUCAACGUUAAGUAAUAAAUUAAAUAAUAAAGUACCAUGGCAACGAAAAAUGGGUCCAUUAACACAACUAACUUUCGACGAAGAAAACAAGCUAGCAGACUGGAUUUUAACAAAAGCUAAACUUGGGUUUCCAAUGCACCCGGAAGAAGUUUAUGAUACUGUGGAAAUAUUCUUGAAACAAAAUGAGAGGGAGAAUAAAUUUACAAAAGGCCGACCGGGGAAAAAAUGGCUUACUUUGUUUUUGCGAAGACAUCCCGAAGUAACUAAAAGAAACGCUGAAAUAAUAUCAAAAGCUAGGGCAGCGGUUACAGAAGAGGCCAUCAGAAAUUGGUUUACUGAAUUGAACAAGUUUUUAGAGGAAGAAAAUGCCUUAGACAUUAAAGAUGACCCGACUCGUAUUUUCAAUUCAGAUGAAACUGGCGUCAUGACUUGUCUUAAAACGGGGCUGAUUUUGGGGCCCAAAAAUUAUAAAAAUACAUACGAAAUCGCAAGUGGGAAAGAAAAAGAAUCAAUCACAGUCCUAUGUACAUUCUCUGCUGAUGGUACUGAUGUACCACCGUUUGUUUUGUAUCCAUAUAAAAGAAUGCCACCAGCCGUAAUUCAAAAUUUCCCAGAUACUUGGUAUAUUGGCCGUUCCGACAGCGGGUGGAUGGUAUCAGUUGUAUUUUUUACCUACAUUAAGUUAUUUUAUGAAUGGUUGGUAAAAAAUGAAAUCCGGUUGCCUGUAUUGCUAUUUCUGGAUGGCCACAAGUCCCAUAUCAAUCGUGACAUGUUUGAUUUCUGUCGUGAAAAAGGAAUAAUGAUUUUCUGUUUAUAUCCCAACUCAACUCAUAUUUUGCAGCCCUGUGAUGUAGGAAUAUUUGGACCGUUGAAGAAAAAUUGGAAAAGGGUAGUGAGAAAGCAUAAACAGGCAUCCACUGUACCUAUAACAAAACAAAAUUUUGCUGCGUUGUUUAAAAUAGCUUACGACAGAAGCAUUAAGCCAACUACGAUAAAAAAUUCAUUUAGAGUUUGUGGUUUAUAUCCAAUGUCUCCAGAUGCAGUUGACUACUCACGCUGCAUAAGUAAUAGAAGGCAAGAAAUUGCGCAACAAAACCAAAAAGGCACCACAACCUCUAGUCUUCAUGACCAAAAAGAGGAUCUACGAAGUACGAUCAAGGUUAUAGAAGGUGAAGUUGGCCAGAUGAUAAGAAAUGAGUUUGUCAUGUCUUACAAUUUAAACCGUUCUCAUCCCCAUCAAUAUUUUGAGCUGUGGAAAAAAUGUAGAAAUCAACUUGAGAAUAAAAAACAGAGUGACACGAUAACACCGAAUACCCCGAUCAUUCCUCUUGAUCUGUCAGUAUCAUCUAUAGAAGCGUCUACUUCAAACGAGGACGAUUCCAAACUGGAAUCAAGCCAGGCACUGGAAAGGAAUAGUGUUCCCGAAAUCGUCGAGUCUGAAAUUACAAAUGUGGAAACUGAAGAAAUGCAUGCAACUAAUAGUUCAAUUAUAAUAGAUUCGGCAAUCCGACUGCCAUCGGAUAAUUCCAUAUUAUUGGGUGAGACUAGUAUUUUACCCAAUUUACCACCCUUUGAUACAACUGAAGAUGUCAUAGAUUUUAUUAUUCAGAAUGAAAUAGACAUACCUGAUGUGAUACCAUUGCCAUGGUAUGAUACUUUAGAAAUAAUAGUAGAAAAAGACCCCAUUAUUGACGCUCCUAAUAAAUGCUCUUCUCCUCAGAAUAACGCAUCAUCCAUACCAGCCAUUCCCAGUUGCAGCAAUAACACUAAUCAAGCAAAAAAUUCGCUUGAGUCCACAGUUGAUAGUCAGACUGCAAUAAAGUCUGUAAUAGAUCCCACUAAUAGUAUUAAUUCAUCGAAUGAUACAAAUCCAUCCAAUCCACUAGAAGGAUUUUUGAAAAUACCGGAUUUACCACAAAAGAAAUUUAAAGACGAUGAGAAAAAAAUUAAGGAGGAAGAAUUAGCGAAUAAAAGAAAGGAACGAGAAGAAAAAAGACUGAACAAACAAAAAUCUCAAAGCAAAAAACGUGUUCAACUGAAACGCCCAAAAAAUCCCCUUAAAAAGCAAGCUAAGAAAAUGAAAGUAGAACAUGAUGAUCACACACAACCUGCCGAAGAUUUUAUAACAACAGAUAAUUUAGAAGCAAGUGAAGAGACUGAAAUAGAAACUAGGAGAACUACUACGACUUGUACUGAAUUUAAGGACAAUUUAUUUGAUAGAUAUGUACUGGUUCAAUUUGAGAGUGGAAAGAGAAUGCGUCAUUUUGUAGGAAAAGUGAUAAUGGUAAAUGACAAUGAAAGAAAAUAUAAAGUAGAUUUUCUUAGAAAAAAAUCCGUUGUGGAAAAUGUUGUCAAUUUUGCAAAACCAAUAGUGCCAGAUAUUGCAGAAGUUGAUUUCGAUGAUAUUAAACGUGUAUUCGGUACACCGAAUAUUUCUAGGCGCGGAUUAAUUUGUUUUGACGAUUUAGUAUUUAAAGAUAUUGAAUAA